GCGACGACGACGACGACAACGCGUCGACUGUAGCAAAAUGUCGUUUAUCCCGGCCCCACCGCCGGGCUUUAUUGCCCCACCUCCUGGGAUGCCGUCGGGCUCUGUAGCGCCUAAUGGAGCUGUUGCUGGGGCGAGUCGGUUGUCACCGGAGGCGUUGCAGCAAAAGAGUCAGAAAUGGGUACAGAUGCAGAAUAGGCGGUAUGGAGAGAAGCGUAAGGGUGGGUUCGUGGAUCCUGGCAAGCAGGAUUUACCACCCGAGCAUGUCCGGAAGAUCAUCAAGGAUCAUGGCGACAUGUCGAAUCGCAAGUUUCGUAAUGAUAAGCGUGUCCAUCUCGGAGCGCUCAAGUACGUGCCGCACGCUGUACUGAAGCUCUUGGAGAAUAUGCCAUUCCCUUGGGAGCAAGUAAGAGAAGUGCCGGUCCUGUACCACAUUACCGGCGCUAUUACGUUCGUCAACGAGAUCCCCAGAGUUAUCGAACCUGUGUAUCAUGCACAGUGGAGCACAAUGUGGAUAGCAAUGCGUCGUGAAAAGCGAGAUCGUCGCCAUUUCAAGCGGAUGCGUUUCCCCCCCUUCGACGACGAGGAGCCCCCAUUGGAUUACGGCGACAAUGUACUGGACGUAGAACCGUUGGAAGCUAUCCAGCUGGAGCUUGAUCCGGAGGAAGAUAGCGCCAUUGAAGAGUGGUUCUAUGACUCGAAGCCACUUGUCGACACGAAGUACGUCAAUGGUUCCUCCUACAAGUACUGGUCACUCCCUCUGCCCAUGAUGUCAACGCUGUAUCGUUUUGGUCGUACCCUGCUCUCCGACUACACCGACAACAAUGUAUUCUAUCUUUUCGACAAGAAAUCGUUCUUCACCGCUAAGGCGCUCAACAUGGCCAUCCCUGGUGGUCCCAAAUUCGAGCCGUUGUAUCGUGAUAUGGACUCGUUCGACGAAGACUGGAACGAGUUCAACGAUAUCAACAAAAUCAUCAUACGCCAGCAGAUUCGAACAGAGUACAAGGUGGCAUUCCCUCACCUGUACAAUGCCCUUCCGCGGUCCGUGCGGAUCAGCCCUCACCAUGUACCAAAGAGCGUGUAUAUUCGCACCGACGACCCUGAUUUGCCCGCAUUCUACUUCGAUCCACUUAUCAACCCGAUCUCUUCCCGCGUCGUUGCGUCGUCAAAUGUUGGCCUGAUCUCCCAUGAAGAUGCGAUCUUUGGGCCGAAUGACGAAGAUGAAGACGACUUCGAACUUCCCGAUGAAGUCGAGCCGUUCAUGGCUGAAAAAGAAGUUGAAAAUGACCACACCGCAGAUGGUAUCGCACUUUGGUGGGCACCAGAACCGUACAACCGUCGCAGCGGACACAUGCGAAGGGCGGAAGAUGUACCAUUGGUCAAAAAUUGGUAUCUCGAGCAUUGCCCACCCAACCAACCUGUCAAAGUUCGCGUGUCGUACCAGAAGCUCUUGAAAUGCUACGUGCUCAAUGAGCUCCACCACCGUCCUCCAAAGGCGAUGACCAAGAAGAGCUUGUUCCGGAGCUUGAAAGCGACAAAGUUCUUCCAGACGACGAGCUUGGAUUGGGUAGAGGUCGGGUUGCAAGUAUGCAGACAAGGAUACAACAUGCUGAACCUGUUGAUCCACCGCAAGAACCUGAACUAUUUGCACUUGGACUAUAACAUGAAUCUAAAGCCCGUCAAGACAUUGACGACCAAGGAACGAAAGAAGUCGCGUUUCGGCAAUGCCUUCCACUUGUGUCGUGAAAUUUUGCGGUUGACAAAGCUGAUCGUCGAUGCACAUGUCCAGUAUCGUCUUGGCAAUGUAGACGCCUUCCAGUUGGCCGAUGCUCUUCAAUACAUUUUCGCCCAUAUCGGUGCGCUUACGGGCAUGUACCGUUACAAGUAUAAGCUUAUGCGACAAGUGCGGAUGUGCAAGGAUCUGAAGCAUCUGAUAUACUAUCGGUUCAAUACCGGACCGGUGGGGAAGGGGCCUGGAUGUGGCUUUUGGGCACCUGGCUGGCGCGUGUGGCUCUUCUUCUUGCGCGGCAUUGUGCCGCUUCUGGAACGUUGGCUUGGCAACUUGCUAGCUCGACAAUUCGAAGGUCGUAACAGCAAGGGUAUCGCAAAGACUGUAACCAAGCAGCGUGUCGAGUCGCACUAUGAUCUUGAGCUACGCGCCGCCGUUAUGCACGAUAUCCUCGAUAUGAUGCCAGAAUCAAUCAAACAGAACAAGGCGAAGACCAUUCUGCAGCAUCUGUCUGAGGCAUGGCGUUGCUGGAAGGCGAAUAUUCCCUGGAAGGUUCCAGGCAUGCCGACUGCGAUUGAGAAUAUCAUCCUGCGGUAUAUCAAGAGCAAAGCAGACUGGUGGGUAUCCGUCGCACACUAUAACCGUGAACGCAUCCGUCGCGGUGCCACUGUUGACAAGGCUGUGGUAAAGAAAAACCUUGGACGUUUAACUCGCCUAUACUUGAAAGCUGAGCAGGAGCGCCAACAUGCCUACCUGAAGGACGGUCCCUAUAUCAGUGCGGAGGAGGCUGUCGCCAUCUACACCUCAACGGUUCAUUGGCUCGAGUCCCGCAAGUUCGCUCCCAUCCCGUUCCCGCCACUCUCUUACAAGCACGACACCAAGCUGCUUGUGCUUGCUCUCGAGAAGCUAAAGGAAGCAUAUUCAGUCAAGGGUCGCCUCAAUCAAUCUCAGCGGGAGGAGCUUGCUCUGAUCGAACAAGCAUACGACAACCCCCACGAGUGCUUGUCGCGAAUCAAACGUCUCUUGCUGACUCAACGAUCGUUCAAGGAAACUGGUAUCGAAUUCUUCGACACUUAUGACAAGCUCAUUCCGUGUUACGACAUUGAGCCCGUGGAGAAGAUUACCGAUGCUUUCCUUGAUCAAUUCCUCUUCUUUGAAGCCGAUAAACGUGGUCUCUUCCCUGCUUGGAUCAAGCCAGCGGACACCGAGCCACCGCCCUUGCUGGUUUACAAGUGGUGCCAGGGUAUCAACAAUCUGACAGACAUAUGGGAGACGAGUGAGGGGGAGUGCAAUGUCAUGAUGGAGACCGUCCUAUCCCGGGUGUACGAGAAGAUCGAUUUGACCCUGCUCAACCGACUCCUCCGCCUGAUCCUCGAUCACAACCUGGCCGACUAUAUCACUGCGAAGAACAACACGACACUGACUUAUAAAGACAUGGCACAUGUCAAUGCCUAUGGCCUAAUCCGUGGUCUGCAGUUCUCUGCCUUCAUCUUCCAAUAUUAUGGCCUCGUCCUGGAUCUUCUUAUUCUCGGCUUACAGCGUGCAUCCGAGAUGGCCGGUCCUCCGCAAAUGCCCAAUAAUUUCCUUCAAUACAAGGAUCGCGCCACCGAAACCCGUCACCCGGUACGCCUGUACUCACGCUAUGUCGACAGGAUCCACGUUCUCUUCCGCUUUACUGCUGAAGAAGCUCGUGACUUGAUCCAGCGGUAUCUGAGCGCAAACCCCGAUCCUACGAACAACAACGUUAUUGGUUACAACAAUAAGCGAUGCUGGCCCCGCGAUUGUCGUAUGCGGCUGAUUAAGCACGACGUCAACCUUGGCCGUGCUGUGUUCUGGAACGUCAAACAGAGUCUUCCACGUUCAUUGACUACAAUUGAGUGGGAGGACACGUUCGUGAGCGUGUUUUCGAAGGAUAACCCGCAAUUGCUGUUCUCUAUGUGUGGAUUCGAAGUCCGCAUUCUCCCCAAGAUCCGGACGGUGAACGGAGAACAAUUCUCGCUCAAGGAUGGUGUAUGGAACCUGACCAAUGAAGCAACGAAGGAGCGGACCGCUCAAGCAUUCUUACGAGUGUCGGACGACGGUAUCCAACAAUUCAAUAACCGAAUACGGCAAGUCUUGAUGAGCUCCGGUUCUACAACGUUCUCGAAGAUCGUAAACAAGUGGAAUACCGCUAUCAUUGGUUUGAUGACUUACUAUCGUGAGGCCGUCAUCCACACUAACGAGCUUCUGGACGCCCUCGUCAAGGCAGAGAACAAGAUUCAGACGCGUGUCAAAAUCGGGUUGAACAGCAAAAUGCCGUCACGAUUCCCUCCCGUUGUCUUCUACACCCCCAAGGAGCUUGGAGGGCUCGGUAUGCUGUCUAUGGGACAUGUGCUUAUUCCUCAGAGUGACCUCCGAUGGGCAAAGCAGACCGACGUCGCCAUUUCCCACUUCCGUUCUGGUAUGACGCACGAAGAGGAUCAGUUAAUUCCUAACUUGUACCGAUACCUCCAGCCAUGGGAGGCCGAGUUCCUGGAUUCCGCCCGUGUUUGGUCCGAGUACUCUAUGAAGCGGAAAGAGGCGAAUGCGCAGAACCGUCGCCUGACGCUUGAAGAUUUGGAAGACAGCUGGGACAGAGGCAUUCCCCGUAUCAACACGCUGUUCCAGAAGGAUCGUCACACGCUUGCGUAUGACAAGGGAUGGCGCGUACGCACAGAUUGGAAGCAGUAUCAGCUUCUCAAACACAACCCCUUCUGGUGGACGUCUCAACGGCAUGAUGGCAAGCUUUGGCAGCUCAACAAUUACCGGGUGGAUGUCAUUGCUGCACUCGGUGGUGUUGAGGGUAUUUUGGAACACACGUUGUUCAAGGGCACGUACUUCCCGACUUGGGAGGGUCUCUUCUGGGAAAAAGCAUCAGGCUUCGAGGAGUCAAUGCGUUACAAGAAGCUCACCAACGCGCAGCGCUCCGGUUUGAACCAAAUUCCCAACCGUCGCUUUACGCUGUGGUGGAGUCCGACAAUCAACCGUGCGAACGUUUACGUUGGUUUCCAAGUUCAACUCGACUUGACUGGUAUAUUCAUGCACGGCAAAAUUCCGACUCUCAAGAUCAGUUUGAUCCAGAUCUUCCGUGCUCACUUGUGGCAGAAGAUUCAUGAGUCUGUGGUCAUGGAUCUUUGUCAAGUCUUCGAUCAGGAGUUGGAAGCUCUGCAAAUUGAAACAGUGCAGAAAGAGACCAUCCAUCCUCGCAAGAGUUACAAGAUGAACUCCUCCUGUGCCGACAUUCUAUUGUUCUCUGCAUACAAGUGGAAUAUCGCGAGACCAUCUCUUGUCUCCGACUCGAAAGAUGUAUAUGAUGGCACCACCAGCAACAAGUACUGGAUCGAUGUACAACUGCGGUGGGGCGACUUCGAUUCUCACGACAUUGAACGAUAUACUCGUGCCAAGUUCCUUGACUACGUGUCUGACUCGAUGUCCAUCUAUCCCUCCCCUACCGGAGUCAUGAUUGGCAUGGACCUAGCCUACAACAUGUGGUCGGCGUACGGCAACUGGUUCCCAGGCAUGAAACCCCUUAUCCAGCAGGCCAUGGGUAAGAUCAUGAAGGCCAACCCUGCUUGUCACGUGUUGCGGGAGCGUAUUCGCAAGGGUCUACAGCUGUACUCUUCGGAGCCGACGGAACCGUACUUGAACAGUCAAAACUACUCAGAACUCUUCUCUAACCAAAUUAUUUGGUUCGUCGAUGACACGAAUGUAUACCGUGUCACCAUCCACAAGACGUUCGAAGGUAACCUGACGACCAAGCCAAUCAACGGUGCCAUCUUCAUCUUCAACCCCAGAUCUGGCCAGCUUUUCUUGAAGAUCAUCCACACCAGUGUCUGGGCUGGACAGAAACGUUUAGGCCAGCUGGCCAAAUGGAAGACGGCGGAAGAAGUUGCAGCUUUGGUACGAUCUCUCCCGGUCGAAGAACAGCCCAAACAAGUCAUCGUAACUCGUAAAGGCAUGUUGGAUCCUUUGGAAGUCCACUUGCUCGAUUUCCCCAACAUCGUGAUCAAGGGGAGCGAGUUGCAAUUGCCCUUCCAGGCAUGCAUGAAGAUGGAGAAGUUCGGUGAUCUUAUUCUGCGGGCGACCCAGCCCCAGAUGGUACUCUUCAAUCUUUACGACAACUGGUUGAAGUCCAUUUCGAGCUACACGGCUUUCUCUCGUCUCAUCCUGUUGCUGCGUGGGUUGCAUGUCAAUAACGAGAAGGCUAAGGUUAUUCUACGUCCGGAUAAAAAUACGAUCACGGAGCCGCACUUCGUGUGGCCUACCCUGUCAGACGAAGAAUGGGUGAAGGUUGAAGUAGCAAUGAAGGAUCUCAUCCUUGCUGACUUCGGCAAGCGGAACAAUGUCAAUGUGGCCUCACUGACUACCAGCGAAAUUCGAGACAUUAUUCUCGGUCAGGAAAUAGCAGCACCGUCCAUCCAGCGCCAGCAGAUGGCUGAGCUGGAGAAAUCCACAGAAGCUCAGAGUCAGGUGACUGCUGUUCAGACUCGCACCACUAACAUUCACGGUGAUGAGCUGCAAGUUGUCACCACCACAAACUACGAGCAACAAGUCUUCAGCAGCAAGACAGACUGGCGCAGCAAGGCCAUCUCGGCCAGCAACCUGCCACUUCGGCUGCAACACAUUUACGUCUCGAACGAUGACGUCAAGGACGAUGCGGCAUCAUACACCUACGUCUUGCCUAAGAACAUUCUCAAGACAUUCGUCAUCAGCGCGGAUACGAAGACUCAAGUUGCUGCGUUCCUCUAUGGUGGUUCGCCGCCUGACAACAAGCACGUCAAGGAGAUUCGCGCUAUCGCCUUCAUCCCUCAACGUGGUAAUAUGAACACUGUGGAGCUGCCAUCGCAGAUGCCGCAGGAUGAGUUCUUACUCAAGGAUCUCGAGCCCUUGGGCUGGAUCAAGACUCAGGGUCAGGAAAUGCCCACACUUCCUCCCACGGAUGUGACCACACAAGCAAAGAUCAUGGCUGAUCACCCUGAGUGGGGCUCAACCUCGAUUUGCCUCACGUGCUCGUUCACGCCGGGCUCAGUCUCCUUGUCGGCGCACGCUCUCACCGUGGCUGGUUUCGAGUGGGGUAGGAAGAACACGGACAACACCCUCAAUCCGGCUGGGUUCAACCCAAGCAUGUCUGAGCGAGUGCAGCUUCUACUAUCCGACCGAAUCCUGGGUAUGACGAUCGUACCGGAGGGUCGGGUAUGGAACUAUGGCGCGGGCCUGACGCAGAUCUGGACGCCGACCAUGAGCUACACAAUGGUGUUGGAUACGCCCAUACCGUUCUGGGGUGAACAGCAUCGGCCAGCUGCGUUCAUCAACUUUGCGGCGAUGGAAACAGGCGAAGACAGUGCAGAUGUAGAGAAUAGCUUUGCUUAGUUUGACUUAUUUUCCCAGAUAUCUCGUCUCUUACUGCUUUUCUGGCAUGCGUAGGGC
Messenger RNA from Dacryopinax primogenitus, 7171 nucleotides. RefSeq names its product PROCN-domain-containing protein. The transcript is spliced from 6 exons. The coding region runs from base 38 to 7114 and encodes 2358 amino acids. Gene Ontology annotation, molecular function: U6 snRNA binding; metallopeptidase activity; pre-mRNA intronic binding. The record is from RefSeq and is a predicted model, not a curated record. NCBI's taxonomy places the organism in Eukaryota, Fungi, Basidiomycota, Dacrymycetes, Dacrymycetales, Dacrymycetaceae. Gene Ontology annotation, biological process: mRNA splicing, via spliceosome; spliceosomal tri-snRNP complex assembly. Gene Ontology annotation, cellular component: catalytic step 2 spliceosome; U5 snRNP.